CACUAACCAUUGCUUUGGAAACCAAGAAGCCCCUGCAGUCAUGAGCUCUGAUGCAGAGAUGGCCAUUUUUGGAGAAGCAGCUCCCUACCUGUGGAAAUCAGAGAAGGAGAGAAUCGAGGCUCCAAAUCGCCCAUUUGAUUCUAAGAAAGCUUGCUUUGCAGUGGAUGAUAAGGAAUUUUAUGUGAAAGGUAUGAUCCAGAGCAAGGAAAAUGACAAAGUCACAGUCGAGACCCUCGACAACCGGACACUCACUCUGAACAGUGACCAAGUCUUCCCCAUGAACCCUCCCAAAUUUGACAAGAUCGAGGACAUGGCCAUGAUGACCCACCUACACGAGCCAGGAGUGCUGUACAACCUCAAAGAGCGUUACGCAGCCUGGAUGAUCUACACCUACUCAGGCCUCUUCUGUGUCACCGUCAACCCCUACCAGUGGCUGCCGGUGUACAACCCUGAGGUGGUGACGGCCUACAGAGGCAAAAAGCACAAGGAGGCCCCGCCCUGCAUCUUCUCCAUCUCUGACAACGCCUAUCAGUUCAUGAUGACUGAUCGAGACAACCAGUCCGUCCUCAUCGCCGGAGAAUCCGGGGCUGGGAAGACAGUGAACACCAAGCGUGUGAUCCAGCACUUUGCAGCAAUUGCGGUCACUGGGGAGAAGAGGAAGGAGCAGCGGCCGGGCAAGAUGCAGGGAACCCUGGAAGACCAGAUCAUCCAGGCCAACCCCCUCCUGGAGGCCUUUGGAAAUGUCAAGACCGUGAGGAAUGACAACUCCUUGAGAUUCGGGACGUUCAUUCGCAUUCACUUUGGAGCCACAGGAAAGCUGGUGUCAGCGGACAUUGAAACCUAUCUCUUAGAAAAAUCCAGGGUGGCAUUUCAGUUAUCCCGUGAGAGAGGCUAUUAUAUUUUUUACCAAAUCAUGUCAAACAAGAAGCCGGAACUUAUGGACCUGCUUCUCAUUUCAACCAACCCCUUUGACUUCCCCUUUGUGAGCCAAGGAGAGGUCACCGUGGCCAGUAUUGAUGACAGUGAGGAACUGUUGGCCACUGAUGUAAGUAUUUUACAAAUUGAGAGCUUGAAGAGGAGGAAUUUCAGUUUAAAGCAAGAAAUUUCCGACUUAACCAUGCAGAUUGCAGAAAUGAGCAAGAAUCUUCAGGAAUUGGAGAAGACCAGGAAGCGAGUGCAGCAAGAAAAGUCAGACCUCCAGGCUGCCCUGGAAGAGGUGGAGGGUUCCUUGAAGCAUGAAGAGGGCAAGAUUUUGCGUGUCCAGCUAGAGUUGAACCAGCUGAAAUCUGAGCUUGACCACAAGAUCACUGAGAAGGAAGAAGAAAUCGAGCAGCUGAAAAGAAAGAGCCAGCGGGCAGCAAAGGCCAUGCAAAGCGUGCUGGAUGCUGAGAUCUGGAGCCGGAAUGUUGCUCUGAGGCUGAAGAAGAAGAUGGAGAGAGACCUCAGUGAGAUGGAGAUUCAGCUGGGCCACUCCAACCGCCAGGUGGCAGAGACCCAGAAACACCUGUGCUCAGUCCAGAGCCAGCUCAAGGACUCCCAGCUGCAUCUGGAUGACGCCCUGAGGAGCAGCGAGGACCUCAAGGAGCAGCUGGCCCUCGUGGAGCGCAGGAAUGGCCUCUUGCUGGAGGAGCCGGAGGAGAGGAAGGUGGCCCUGGCGCGGACGGAGCGCACCCGCAAGCUGGCGGAGCACGAGCUGCUGGAGGCCAGCGACCGCGUGCAGCUCCUUCACUCCCACAACACGUGCCUGAUAAAUACCAAGAAAAAACUGGAAGCUGACAUAGCCCAAUGCCAGGCAGAGGUGGAGAAGUCUAUCCAGGAGUCCAAAAAUGCAGAGGAGAAGGCCAAGAAGGAUGUCACGGAUGCGGCCAUUAUGGCCGAGGAGCUGACAGAGAAGGAGCAGGACACCAGCGCCCACCUGGAGCGGAUGAAGAAGAACCUGGAGCAGACGGUGAAGGACCUGCAGCACCGCCUGGACGAGGCUGAGCAGCUGGCCCUGAAGGGUGGCAAGAAGCACAUCCAGAAGCUGGAGGCCAGGGUACGUGAGCUUGAAGGAGAGGUAGUUGAAAGUGAGCAGAAACGUAAUGCUGAGGCUGUUAAAGGUUUGCGGAAACACGAGAGAAGAGUAAAGGAACUCACCUACCAGACUGAGGAAGACCGCAAGAAUGUUCUCAGGCUGCAAGACCUGGUAGAUAAAUUACAGGCAAAGGUGAAAUCAUACAAGAGACAAGCUGAGGAGGCUGAGGAACAAUCCAAUGCUAAUCUUGCCAAAUUCCGCAAGCUCCAGCACGAGCUGGAGGAGGCCGAGGAACGGGCUGACAUUGCCGAGUCCCAGGUCAACAAGCUGCGGGUGAAGAGCCGGGAGAUUCACACACAAGUCAGUGCAGAGUGAACACAUCUGCCUGAUGCUGCCAAGGGGCUGAAGAAAUGCACAAAAUGUGCCAUUUUGGGUCACUUGCUUUGUGAUGUUUUUCUCCUCAUGUUGAAUAAAUAAAAACUACAGUGAACUGAUAAA
Messenger RNA from Balaenoptera ricei (Rice's whale), 2512 nucleotides. RefSeq names its product myosin-13-like. Gene Ontology annotation, molecular function: actin filament binding; ATP binding; cytoskeletal motor activity. Lineage: Eukaryota; Metazoa; Chordata; Mammalia; Artiodactyla; Balaenopteridae. The record is from RefSeq and is a predicted model, not a curated record. Gene Ontology annotation, cellular component: myosin complex.